Molecule: messenger RNA, 387 nt
Organism: Penicillium lagena
Lineage: Eukaryota; Fungi; Ascomycota; Eurotiomycetes; Eurotiales; Aspergillaceae
Product: translation initiation factor eIF1
Exons: 4
Coding region: 1-387 (128 amino acids)
Biological process (GO): translational initiation
Cellular component (GO): eukaryotic 43S preinitiation complex
Molecular function (GO): ribosomal small subunit binding; RNA binding; translation initiation factor activity
Source: RefSeq, a predicted model, not a curated record
AUGUCCAUCGAAAACCUCAAGACCUUCGACCCCUUCGCCGAAGCUGACGAAGACACCGGCGAGACUAAACAGUCUCAAAACUACAUCCACAUACGGAUUCAGCAGCGCAAUGGUCGAAAGACUCUGACCACCGUGCAGGGUCUUCCUAAGAAGUUUGAUCAGAAGAAGAUCUUGAAGGUGAUCAAGAAGAAGUUCGCUUGCAAUGGCACCAUCGUCAGUGACGUGGAGAUGGGCGAGGUGAUUCAGCUGCAGGGCGACCAGAGAAAAGAUGUUCAGGAGUUCUUGACCGACAAGAAGGAGGGCCUCGAGCUGGAUGCCAAGACCAUCAAGGUAUGUCGCCGUCGACACUCCCACUUUGACUUCAAUUCUAAUCCGUGCCGUGUCUAG